GUCUCAGACGCGAUGGCUUCAAGGUUACUGCGGGGAGUACUGCGGGGAGCCGGGGCACUGGCGGUCCAGGCCUUGAGGGCCUCUGGCCCCGCUCGGGUGGCCGUUCGCUCCAUGGCGAGCGGAGGAGGUAUCCCUUCUGAUGAGGAGCAGGCUACUGGCUUGGAGAGAGAGAUUAUGAUCGCUUCAAGGAAUGAUUUGGAUCCAUACAAUAUGCUAGCCCCAAAGGCAGCUCCAGGGACUAAGGAGGAACCCAACCUGGUCCCUUCCAUUGAUGACAAGCGAAUAGUGGGCUGUAUCUGUGAAGAGGACAACAGUGCAGUCAUCUGGUUCUGGCUUCAUAAAGGCGAGACACAGCGUUGCCCUAACUGUGGAACCCAUUACAAGCUGGUACCCCACCAGUUUAGCCACUGAGCCCCUGAACUGGUUUACUUGAGAUGUGAUAUGUUUUCUUCCCUCCAAUAAAAGACUAGCCAUUUC
This is a messenger RNA of Trichosurus vulpecula (common brushtail), 477 nucleotides long. RefSeq names its product cytochrome c oxidase subunit 5B, mitochondrial-like. Lineage: Eukaryota; Metazoa; Chordata; Mammalia; Diprotodontia; Phalangeridae. Gene Ontology annotation, biological process: mitochondrial electron transport, cytochrome c to oxygen. The transcript has a single exon. The coding region runs from base 13 to 411 and encodes 132 amino acids. The record is from RefSeq and is a predicted model, not a curated record. Gene Ontology annotation, cellular component: mitochondrial envelope.